AUGGUGUCCAGGAGCCAGUCGAGUCUGGGCUUCCUGGAUGCGGGUCAAGACCCCUCUGCUGUGACGGGGGGUGUCUCUCCAUCUUUUAAUCAACAACCUUCAUCUGGACCUAUAAACCUGUCUGGCUUGGUAUGCAAUGUGCGGCGAACCACUGGCAAGGAGCCUCACCCCCUGGUGGGGGCUACCACAACAAUUUUGGGGGAUAAAUUAUACGUUUUUGGAGGCCGGAUCCUCUCACGCAGUCGUCCCAAGUUGACUUCGGAUCUUUAUGAAUUAGACUUGAUCCGGAGACACUGGACUAAAAUUGAGGCGACAGGGGAUGUCCCUCCGCCUCGUUAUUUCCACAGUGUAUGUGCGCUCGGAGAUAAUAAAUUGGUAGCAUAUGGCGGUAUGUCUCCCGCUCCGGCUACGCCCAAGGACCCUUCCAAUACCAGUGCAUCUGGCUCGGAAGGCCAAGCUGAAGUAGUGGUGAUGUCGGAUAUUCACAUCUUCGACGUCCUAUCACGAGUGUGGACACGGGUAGCCGCACACGAAUCCCCGCAAGGACGAUACGCACAUUGCGCUACCAUUCUUCCUUCUAGUGCCUGUUUUACAUCUGCUAGUGCCCCGCUCUCAGCUAUUCACCACAACCCUGAAUCUGCCACACCUCACCAAGGCAGUAUUGGCGUUGAUAUUAAUGGGUUCGGUGGUGCUGAGAUGGUGGUCGUUGGCGGCCAGGACAGCUCGAAUCAUUACAUUGAGCAGAUUAGCGUCUUCAAUCUCCGCAGUCUCAAAUGGACCAACACUAGCCCUCUCGGACGCAGCUGCGGGGCGUAUCGUAGUGUCGUCACACCCCUGGUAGGUAUGGAUGUCUCCGAGAUUGGGUCUGCUUCACCCGACCGGGAGACAUAUGAGCCUAUUGAUGAAUCCGAGUCUCCGGGGUGUCCAAUGUUGAUUUAUUCUAACUACAACUUCCUGGAUGUCAAACUGGAAUUGCAGGUGCGCCUGCCGGACGGGCGCCUUGUCGAGCGACCGAUGCAGAGUCAAUCAUCUCCGCCUGGCCUGCGAUUCCCCAAUGGUGGAAUAAUAAAUGGUCACUUUGUCGUGAGUGGCACAUAUUUGACCUCUUCAAAGCAAGAAUAUGCUCUUUGGGCUCUUGAUCUGAAGACCCUGACUUGGGGCCGCAUUGACGCUGGCGGAUCAGUGUUUGGACAAGGCAGCUGGAACCGCGGCAUCCUCUGGCCACGACGCAGCGCAUUUGUGAUUCUUGGACAUCGCAAACGUAGCCUGGUCGAUGACUACAACCACAGGCGAAUCAACUUCUCGCAUAUUUGCUUGGUUGAACUGGAAGCUUUCGGACUGUACAACAACCCCUCUCGAACCGCUUCGACCUCGGGAUAUAAGUCAUACAGCUCACCUUCUGUCCCUGCAUCCUUGCAACAAAAAUUGUCGCAACUCACUACCAGUGGACGACCAUUGUCUGCUGCAUCAGACGAACUAGGGAAGUUAGCCCUCUCAUUGAACGAAAUGGCCGAUAUGGAGCUGCAAGCUGUUGGUGGCGAGCGCAUUCCUGUGAAUUCCCGCCUUCUUGCCCGCAGAUGGGGUCCCUACUUCAUCCAGCUAUUACGUGAAUCUUCCGAGGGAGGAAUCGCCGAUGGCGGCACUCUGCGCCCUGCCCAAAUUCACCCAAGUCGAAACUCCAGCAUCACCAUUACACCUUCCGUUGGUCAUAAUAGCAUGUAUUCCACCGCAACGACCCUGGUCAAUCCAUCUGCCCCCCCCAAAGCCCUCCUUGAGAACCUGGAAGCCCCCUCUGCUCAUGGCCUCGCGCCAACCGCCCGACCCCGCGUGCUCUACCUACCACAUACCAUCCUUACACUCGAGGUUCUCGUUCAAUACCUGUAUACGUCUGCCCUUCCCCCUCCAGGCUCUUCUCUAUGCACACCACAGAUUCUCUGCUCCCUCCUCCAACUUGCCCGACCCUACCAAGUAGAUGGACUACUGGAAGCUACCGUGGAACGACUACACCAAGUUCUCGAUGGCCGCAACGCCGCGGCAGUGUUCAAUGCAGCAGCCAUGGCAGCAGGAGGUGGCCGAGGCACCGGCUUUACCGGUGGACUAGGCGGUACUCUAGAAGCCCUUAAUGGCUCAAACAAUGGCAAUGGCUCCAUGCACGAUGUCUCGGAGGGUACAAACUCGCACCAAAGUGCCUUGAUAGCCUCUGACUCUUCCGAUACCGAGCAUGGCGCAAUGCCUCCCUCCGCUGCCAGCAGCACCGGCGAUCUCACCAACUACGCACGUGGUAUUCCAUCCCUUCGCAUCGACACCAAUAUAUCUCAACGUGGCCGUCAACAUCGCAGCGCCCACCGUGAACGUGAAGACUCCAUUAGCACCGCAAGCACCGCCACCUCCGCCUCCAGCGCUAGCUUCAGCCAGUCAGACUCUGAGUUUGUUAGCGAUAGCGAAAGCCGCUCACAGUCGCGUACCCAUCACCGCCGCAACACAGACGCUAGUCGCCCAGACCGCGAGAUCUGGACCGGUGACUUGUCCAGCGUGAUUGGACUCCAGAAACGUGGCUUGCGCGGCCUAAUGGAGGGUCGCCGUAUGCGUGAACGGAGCGCAAAGCCUCCCAGCACAAGCAGCGGCUCAACAUCUGUGCCUCCUCAAUCUGCUGGCUCAGGGGAACAUCAGUUCUCUAUGCAGGGCGCGGCUAGCUGA
Molecule: messenger RNA, 2697 nt
Organism: Penicillium angulare
Lineage: Eukaryota; Fungi; Ascomycota; Eurotiomycetes; Eurotiales; Aspergillaceae
Product: putative regulatory protein Ral2
Exons: 1
Coding region: 1-2697 (898 amino acids)
Biological process (GO): cell redox homeostasis
Cellular component (GO): mitochondrion; cytosol
Molecular function (GO): protein binding
Source: RefSeq, a predicted model, not a curated record